This is a messenger RNA of Fusarium keratoplasticum, 2883 nucleotides long. Its product is annotated as Mur-ligase-M domain-containing protein. Gene Ontology annotation, cellular component: cytoplasm. Gene Ontology annotation, molecular function: tetrahydrofolylpolyglutamate synthase activity; ATP binding. NCBI's taxonomy places the organism in Eukaryota, Fungi, Ascomycota, Sordariomycetes, Hypocreales, Nectriaceae. The coding region runs from base 1 to 2883 and encodes 960 amino acids. Gene Ontology annotation, biological process: folic acid-containing compound biosynthetic process. The transcript is spliced from 3 exons. The record is from RefSeq and is a predicted model, not a curated record.
AUGUCUUCCGCACAGGAAAUUCAGUUCGCCAUUAACCGCAUCUAUCGAGCCCUGGCCAACAAGAGGAAAGCGGGCUAUCGGGACAUUCGGUUAGGUCUUGACCGAAUCAACCGGGUUGUACCAGACACUCAAGAGUGGAAGGGAGUUCAUGUCGCCGGUACCAAUGGCAAGGGCUCAAUAUGUGCCUUUCUCGCCGGCCUGUUCAAAUUGGCCGGGCUCAGCUACGGCAGCUUCACAUCACCCGCCUUCCCAGAGAGACAUAACGGUGUCACCAUCAAUGGCCUCUAUGUGAAUCCGCGGAUGUACGAGAUGGAGAUGAGGCACGUCGAGGCCAAGUGGGAGCGCAUCGCCACUAACUGGAGGUUUCAACACGGCGAGGACCCCGAGGGCCUAUCACCAUUCGAACUUGAGACAGCAACUGCCUUCCGCGUCUUCAACAAGAUGCAUGUCCCUUACGGCAUCGUCGAGGUUGGCAUGGGUGGAGCCACCGACGCUACCAAUGCCAUGAAGGAAAAGGCUGUCACCGUCAUAUCAAAGAUUGGCCUUGACCACCAAGAGUUCCUCGGUAACACUAUCGAGAACAUUGCCAAGGUCAAGGGCGGUAUCAUGCAAAGAAACGUCCCCUGUAUCGUCGAUCAUACUAAUCCCCCCUCCGUCAUCCAUGCCCUCAGAGAGCACGCUCGCCAGGUAGGGACAGAUAUCAUCCUCACCUGGAAGGCCGAGCCCUUUCUCAUGACACUCGACAACUCAAAGUGGAAACUCGAGAGCUACCAAGUUCAGAACCUCCUCUGUGCUGCUCUCGCCUUCCGUCAUUUAUUCCCUCUAAAAGAAAUUGACUUGAACAAGCUCAUGGCUACGAACCCCUUCUUGCCCGGACGAAUGGAGACGGUACAGAUCUACCCACCGGCUUCUGGUCUUGAAUCAAAAAGCAUUCUCGUCGAUGGAGCUCACAACAUGCUGGGAAUUGAAGGACUGGUUAGCCAUGUCGACAAGCACAUGCGAAAACCAGAUCAACCAGUGACCUGGGUAAUGGGUAUGUCUUCGAGCAAGCACAAGCCAUUCCACCGAAUUAUCGAAAAGGUUGUCAAGCCCCAAGACAACCUCGCUUUUGUCGAGUUUACUCCCGGCACCAACGAUCCCCAGCCUGCACCCGCCAACUACGGCGCCGACCACGCCAAGACCAUUGUCAAGACUCCUGAGCAAGUGUACGACGGGGAGCCCACCAUCGCGAACGCUCUGCCAUGGGCUUGCGAGAAGGCUGGCCAGGACGGACCAGUAGUUGUGACAGGAAGUCUUUACCUCAUCCGAGAGCUCUUUGGUCUUGAAGGUGUUCGUCGGGCACGACAGCUAGGCACCCGGAGGCCUGGGCGAGCGCAACUAUACCGAUAUGUCAAGUUGGCGCAAGAGAGGAACUUGACAAAAGAGGAGGCUCGGGAGUUCAAGCAAGCGAGGCGACACUUUCACCUGUCGCCCCUCCGAAGCAAAGUCUUCUUGAAUGUACGUGACGGUGGCAGUCCUCAGUCCCCGGAGGUGUCCGCUGAAACGUCAGAGCAGCAGCGCAAAGCCGCGUACCACAAGAAGCAGGAGGAGGGAUACAAGAAGACCAUCGUCGCUAUCCAGAACGAUCUAAAACGACCGACUACCACUACCAGUGGUGGGAAUGCCGAUGAGGUCGUCGAGGCAGUGGGAAACCUUGCCGCUCGGCUCGAGGACCUCAAGAACCAAGCCUCGAUGCACAGGAAGGAGUAUGAGGCGGCCAUGUUCAAUGUCAGGGGGCAUACUGCGAUGGCUCACAAGAAGUACAUGGGCUAUCGCAAGAUCUUUGGGCGGUCAAAGAAGCCCAAGGCCCCUGCCGGCUCCCCGUUCCUCUCGUCACCGGGGGGCAGGCCUAUCGCGGUGCGCAAAUCGUCCGUGACAUGGAAUGAGCAAAAGGUGGAUGAGGCUGCGGCAUUGGCUGAGCAGAGAGGAACAUCUAAGAGAAGGAAGAGGGCGUCUGCGCCAAAGGAGGCAAAGAACGCUGACCCGUUUGCCGCGAAGCUGGCUUCGGCCCGGAGAAACCAACCCUCAUCUCGCCGCAACCAUCGCAAACUUGCGAAUCCCCUCAUUACACACCUCCGCAUGGCGCCCACACACCUCAUCAUCGUCUGCUGCCACGGCAUCUGGCUCGGCGGGUCAAGCCACGGCGCCGACGAGGCCGAGUGGCUCAUCGCCGACUUUCAGCGCGGCGAGACCCCCACCUUUAUCCAGCACGUCAAGGCUGGUGUGGAGGUCCUCGCCCUUGACCGGUCCGGCUCUGCGCUGGUGUUUUCAGGGGGCCCUACGCGUAAGGAGACAAAGAUAUCCGAGGCUCAGAGUUAUGCAAACAUCGCUGCCGAACACGGCUACUGGGGACUCUUGCAGGAUGGGCCAUCUAGCGACGAGAUCUUGGUGGAAGAGCGAGCACUAGACUCGUACCACAACGUCCUCUUCUCCUUGACGCUCUUCUACUCCAAAUUCAAAGCAUGGCCUUCAAAGAUCACCAUCGUGAGCCACGGCUUCAAAAAGGAACGACUCGUUGACGGACACUGCGCAGCCAUUGGAUUCCCCUUGGACCGUGUUUCGUUCAUCGGGAUAGACCCGCCGGGCAUGGUUGCCGCUGCUGCAGGCGCUUCUGAGGGAAAGGAUAAAGAGGAGGCUAUCAAGGGUGUUGGGUUGGCAAUGGGCGAGUGGAGGAGUGAUCCUCAUGGACGAGGAGAGAGCUUGGCUGGGAAGAGAGCGAAAAGGAACCCCUGGGGCAUGAGCCAAGGUGUUUUCCUGGAUGAGAGUCUUGAUCGUGGUGGUUUGGUGGUCAGGAUGCAGGAUGGGAAUGAAGUUCUAGAUGAAGAUACGGCAAGGCCAUGGUGA